AGUGGUGGCUGGUCGUGAUAUACUCCCAUACUGCUCUGCAUACGCUUCUUCAUGGACUAUGUCUUCAAUCACAGAGUAUUAAGUGACUGCAAGCCGGCUUUACAGUCACUUUUUCCUUCAAAAGGUUACACCCAAUGACUUAAAAGCACUCCUUGCCGCUUGAUUGCACUCUCGCAAUCAUGUCGAAUCCAAUGGUCCUGCCUCCUAGUCCACCUUCAACCUCUUCUCGACGUAAAGCCGUCCUCCCUAAGCCUCUGGCAGAUGCCACGAGUACACCAGAAUCAGCAUCAUCCUUCCCAGGCUCCUCCACCGCAGGCGGUCGAAAACGCGUCGAAUUCUCGACUGGAACCAAUCCUCACGAGCCCGCGUCUUCUUUGCAGCGUGCGUCCAGCCUACCUCAAGUCAGAUCACUGCCACCCUCCUCGGAAUGCCAAAUAUCCCUCAAAUCUAUCCUCAAGCCUGUUGCUGCUGAGGAUCAGCCGCUCCUAUCUGUCCACCAUCAACAGGACCGAGACUGUUCAAUGCACGAAAUGAUGGAGAGCAUUGUCAAUCAACUGUCCCAGGACGACAGAAAGAUAUCCUUGGAUGCGUAUCGGACCCUCACGUCGGUCGUCCGAGAGUACGACGAGAUACCAGAAGAGGCUGUGUUGAGAAGCAAGAUCAAUACUAUCUUGAAAUAUAUUAAAAGAGACCUAUCCAGACAAUCCAAGCCGGAUGAGUCACCUAUUGCUGAUACAAACUUGGUAACCCAAGCUCUGAAAGUACUCGUCAUAUUUGUUUGGAGUCGAGAAUAUGCUUCGUUGCUUUCGGACGAGUAUCGUGCUUUUAUUCUGGAUCGCUCUAUCCAAGUCAUUGACGAACAUACUGCUUCCAAGAGUGUCAUAAUGCACUAUCUACAUCUGCUCGCCACGCAAGACUUUCGCCCAGGUCUCAUCACAUCCAACAACCGAGUCGCGCGUCUCCUGGAAGCACUCCAAGUAAUACCCGAACAUGUCAAAGGGAACGGGGUGGUCUCUGAAAGACUGCUGGUCUAUCAGAGGCUUUUGGCCCAAGCGAAACAACUGAUGAAAGCGAGAGCAAAUCUCUGGGUCGAGGAACUCCUGACGGGCAUGACGAGCACAUUGAAGGAUAUUCGAGUGAAAGCCAUGGCCUUGGGCAUGAAAGCAUGUUCCGAAUUUCGAUCGUCGAUGUCGAUCUCAGCAACAGUCAGAUCAAUUCUCGAGAAAGAAUUGGCACCGAGCAAGAAAUUCAGCUCAUGCAUGUGCAGAAAACUUGAGAAGAUGAUCAGUGCUAGAGAGGAAGCAUCUCAAGUGCCGCAGAUCUGGGCUAUUGUAAUCGUGCUUAGCAAUGGACCGGAUACACAAAUCAACACCUGGUCAGAGUUCAAGGACUGGCUGACUGUCAUCCAAAGAUGCUUCAACAGUAGCGAGUCCGCUGUCAGACAGCAAGCUAACAUGGCUUGGAACCGCUUUGUCUACCUCGUCCGUCCUCAUGAAGCCUCAGGCAGUCUCAUGGCUAUGCUCGCAAAGCCCUUGGCGGCACAGCUAGAGCGUCAAGGCACGGACAAAACUGUCAAGAGUUCUCGAGCAACAGCCGCUUCGAGUUAUUGCAACCUGUUGUACUAUGCUUUCCGAUCCAAGGCAACACACAAGGAGUACACGCGGGUCUGGAAUGAGUACAUUGUCAAGGUGAUGAAGAGCUCGUUGUUCGAAAAGAAUGCCGCAAAUUCCGAUCUCGCUUGCCGUAUUCUCAUUGCUCUUCUCUGGAACCCCAAUACAAACAGGAAAUUGUACAAUGACGCUCGAGGGUUUGAGAGCACACCUGUUGAUCCGGACGAACUUCCGACAAUCGAUUGCAAGUGGGUGCGUGCCCGAGCUCUCGGCGUCAUCGAGAUCUUCAGCGUUCUUCUGCGAUACAGCUCUUGGGGAGCAUCCGGUCAAUCUGAUAGAGCCUACAUUGCCGUGGCUUGGACACACUUUCUCAAAGCCCUGCGAGAAGCCAGCAGCAAGGAAAUCAAACCAUCUUCUGAAGCUAGACAUGCAACCACUAGCGUUCUGGACUUCUUGGGCCGCUUAUGGAUCGAGAGCAGCAAACAGAAGGAUGAUGCUUCUGGGCAGACCCGUUGUCCAAGCAUUGCGCAGAUACGGCAGAUGACACGAAGCGCAGUUAUUGAACUAGGUGCAGACCCCGUGCUGGCCAGUCUGGGGGAGGAAAGCGCUGAAAUCGAAAAUACCUUCAUUCUGGGAGAAUGCUUAAAAUCAGUACUUGCUGCAUUGAAGAAACUCACACAAGAUGAACAGCUGCGGUCACAGCUUCACUACCCUAAAAUCACUCUGGGAACUUUCCUCUCGCAUUACGAAAAGGGUCUUGAACUUCUCAAUGCAUGCAUCAUGGGAGAAUUACAGUCAGAUGGACUCAACCUUACCGCUCUUGUCGAAGCUCUCACCACCAUCGAGCAAGUUCUUUCAGGCGUCUCCGAGCAGCAACUUGUACAAACAUUUUCUACUAUAAGCGGUGCCCUUGUACCACUGCUCAAGGACGAAGGCCGCCAAUUUGGGGACUCUCCAGAUGAGGACUUCACUCGGGCCUACCAGAAAUUUGUCAAGACUGUUAUGCACGCACUUACCAAGGUCCCCUCUUCUGCUGUAUCGAUGUUGGACGAGAUAUUUGCAGCUCCUUUCGAAAGCAGUCAUGCUUCUGGCAGGGCUGUGGGUGCCGAGCUGUGGGACACAUAUUUUGCGAAUCAACAAAGUCUGGUUGCUGGACCACGCCUCCUGGAUGCCCUCGAUAAACUCGGGAAUGCGAUGGAUGCCGAAGUAUCUGAGGCUCAGCAGAGUCCCGAAGAUCAUGAUGAUGGCCACGGUCCAGUGUCAGACCCUGCAAACGCCGGAGGUCCUUCACCACACGAUCAUGCGCAUGGCGGUCCUGAAAAGAUGCAGCCAGCUGGCGAAGAGUCUCCGAUUUUGGGCAGUCAGCACCAAGAACUUGAUAUGGCGCCGACGUCAAGACCUCGAUCAAGACAUGAUGACUCCCAGUUGCAUUUUGUGGCCAUUGAAUCGUCCCCAGUUGCACAUGAGGAGCCCGAGUCUCAGUUUCUGACUGCCCAUCAGAAAGAAGUCCGAGACAGGCAACGGUCAGAGCCAGCUGUUGUAUUUCCAGAUUUGAGAUCUACUCCACGUGAGCAUGGCAGAUCAGAAAGUCAAGGAACUUGCGGCUUUGCGCGAAAAGCAGCCGCACUGGCCGAGAGGCCGUCAACACCCACAUUACCCAGGAACCACGAUCAAGAGGAGCCGGAAAUUGCAGCAUCUCCCACACCAAGAGCCCGACAUUUCGCAAAACAGAUUACAGACAUUGAUGUACCUUCAUCGCCACCGUCCAUGCCAGACAAUCAAGAGAAGGAGGCUGGAGAAGGAGAUGUACUUUCGUCGCCACUUCAAGCUCCAGUGGAGGAUGCUCAUAUCGGGAUUGACUUUGCCAUUCCGCAGCACGAGCGCACUAUGGACGAAGGAGCAGUGCAUACAGCGGAAACCUCUAAUGGAGCCGAUGUUGAUGAGGGGCUGGCAACUGAGGAACCGGUCACGGUUCACGAAGAGCUGCCCCCAGUAGCUGCUGAUCCAACUGUCAACGACAAAGAAACAAUAGGACGUGCCGCCGCGCAACAGGCUAUCGAGGUGGAGGUAUACCUUCCAUCGACGGUAGAAGAAACUCCCAUGGAUGUUGAUGCCAACAAGCCUGAAGGAGAGUCAACACCACCUGCAACACCAAGAGCGGACCGCGACGAGAUCGAUAUACUCAGCGCCUCGCAGCUUUCACAGGAUCUCGAUCGUCACAUCAGCCAGGCUGCAGAAGACACCCACGAAAUGGAAGAACUACACCAAGCACAAGUCGAGGAGCCAGAAAGCCAGAGUCAACGCUCACGCGGAAGCCGCAAACGCAAAGCUCCUCGAUCCGCACCCACCGUAGCGAAGAGGACGAGAAGGUCGAAUACAUCAUCCCAACAAUCCAGCGAGUCGAGCGAGCCUCCAGUAGCGCCGUUGAGAGCGGCCGACGUGGAUGAGAUGAUGGACUUUAUUGAAGUAGCACCUUCUCAAGCAACGAAGGACACUGCAUUGAGCGUUCAAACGCAGCCAGCGCUGAAGUCGGCAGAGCCGAGUCCAAGUCAGAGGACUCGUCGGACGAGAAGGAGGGCACGUCAUUCUCAGGCUGCGGACUCUCAGAACCAGCAGGUUGAGGUUGUGGUGCCCAUUACCGCCUCGCAAACUCCCGAAGAUCGAGAGGUCAGUGCGGCAGAUGUGGUCGUCGUCGAAGAUACAAAUGAGGUCGCGCAAGAUCAGCCCGUGGCUGAAGACGUAUCUCCUGAACCUCAGGCACAGGAAAAUGGCGAAGACUAUGCACCCAAAGAGGCUGGCAUCGUUUUUUCGCUGCAGGAUGUUCUGAUGCGACUCACUUCCGGGAAUGCAGGAGAAAUUGACCUACGCGCUGUGGACGAUUUGUGUUACCAGAUUCGAUUUCAAGCCCAGGAGGUUCUCGCUCAACGGAACGAGGCUUGAAUCAGUCCAGUCGAGGAAUCAAGCAGGCAUGAAGGACGAUUGUUGGAUCAUACAUAGUAAGAGGCCAUUAUGGCGGUGCUAUCGGUUUGGAAGAAUUGUAAAGGACUUACUUAUCUGUCACUAGCAAGCAUAGAUCUUGUAUCACAACUGUCACAUGGUCUUGCAAAGCACCAAGAAUGCCCAUGCCUCUACGUGUUCUGUCAAUGUCGAUUCACGUCAAACAACACCCCUUAAAGCCUGUUCCAGAGAAAGUGGCAGCAUUUAACCGCUGUACCUCUC
Molecule: messenger RNA, 4829 nt
Organism: Exophiala viscosa
Lineage: Eukaryota; Fungi; Ascomycota; Eurotiomycetes; Chaetothyriales; Herpotrichiellaceae
Product: RAP1-interacting factor 1
Exons: 1
Coding region: 180-4550 (1456 amino acids)
Biological process (GO): telomere maintenance
Cellular component (GO): nucleus
Source: RefSeq, a predicted model, not a curated record